Clarias gariepinus (North African catfish) is the source of this 610-nucleotide messenger RNA. RefSeq names its product NADH:ubiquinone oxidoreductase subunit B7 (gene ndufb7). Lineage: Eukaryota; Metazoa; Chordata; Actinopteri; Siluriformes; Clariidae. Bases 148 to 513 code for a protein of 121 amino acids. The transcript has 3 exons. The record is from RefSeq and is a predicted model, not a curated record. Gene Ontology annotation, cellular component: mitochondrion.
GUCGUGCUCUUGUACUUCCUGCGCAGACCGGAAAUAAACCGGAUGAGCGGCUCUGGAGGUGACCGACAGUGUGUGUUUUCUUUAUAAAUAAGAGUUUAUAGUUUGAGGUUUGUUUAGACGCGAGGUGUCUUUUGGUUUCUCGGCGAAAUGGGCUCGCAUCUGGUGCGGAGCUACAUCACGGAGCGGGACACGAGCCCGGACCCGAAAGGCCCGCUGCAGCACGAGCCGCAGUUCGGCUUCACCGAGGAGAGGAAGGAGAGAGAGUCCGUGGCCACACAGGAGCAGAUGAACAUGGCCAUGCUCCCCCUGGAGCAGCGUGAUUACUGCGCUCACUACCUGAUGAAACUCAUGAAGUGUAAGAGAGACAACUUCCCCAACUUCCUGGCCUGUAAGCACGAGAGACACGACUGGGAUUACUGCGAGCACCAGGAUUACGUAAUGCGGAUGAAGGAGUACGAGCGCGAGAGACGGCUGAACCUGAGGAAGAAGAGGAUGGAAGCGCAGGCGGCGUAGUCGUCCCUCUCCGUCUGUCCCACUGUUCUUUUGUCUCUCUUUCUCUCUGUGUAAAUACCAAACUGCUCUCGACAAUAAAGAGAACCUUUAUCCUGCU